AUGCUCACUCUGGCAGCCUGGAAUGUUCUUUCCCUUUUAGUCAACCCGAGGAGUAACCGACCGGAACGGAGGACGGCGUUAGUGGCUCGGGAAUUGGCGCGGAACAAGGUGGAUAUCGCAGCACUCAGCGAGGACCGGUCCUCCGAAGAAGGCCAACUGGAGGAGAUGGGUGCCGGCUACACCUUCUGGAGCGGUCGCCCCAGGGCAGAACGACGGGACGCGGGUGUCACCUUUGCCAUCCGGAACUACAUCGUGGGACGACCGCCCUUUCUGCCGCAGGGCAUCAAAGAUCGUUUGAUAAGCUUCCGCCUGCAUCUUCGAGGAGACAAAUUGGCUACUAUCCUCAGCAUCUACGCUCCACCGAUGACCAGCCCUGACGCCGCAAGGGACAAAUUCUACGAGGACCUGCACGCACUCCUGGCGACUGUGUCGAAGGUGGAUAAGUUGAUUGUCCCUGGUGACUUCAUCGCCCGCAUCGGCACAGACCGUGCUGUCUGUAGAUGGGUGCUAGGUCCCCAUGGUCUCAACGACUCCAAUGACAAUGUCCUGCUCCUUCUGUGGACCUGCGCAGAACACCGACUCAUCCUGACAAACACCUUCUUCUGUCUGCCGAUGUGAAAGAAGGCCCCCUGGUUGCAUCCUCGGUCACGUCAAUGGCACUCGCUGGACUAUAUCCUCGUCCGGAGGUUAGACCGGCGCGACGUGCUGGUGACAAAGGCGAUCCCGGGUUCUGACGGGUGGACCGACCAUCGUCUUGUCAUCUCGAAGAUGCAUAUUCGCCAACAGCCUCUCAGAAGACCACAAGGUAUGCGACCCCCAGGACUGGUUCGACGACAAUGACGCCGUCAUCAGCAACCUGAUCGCCGAGAAGAACCGCCUGUAUAAAGCCUACGUCGACCGCCCCACCGACGAUAACGGAGCUGCUUUCUACCGUAGUCGCCACCUUGUACAACAGCGGCCGAUGAGAUUCACGGAUACGCGGACCGCAAAGAAUGAAAGAACUUCUUCUCCACGAUCAAAGCUGUCUACGGUCCGCCAACCAAAGGCAAUGCAUUUUUUCUCGGCGCCGACGGCAGCACCAAAUUUUACAGCGAUAGGCCGAGCACUUCUGAGGCGUCCUCAACCGUCCCUCCACCAUCUUCGACGCUACCAUUGCCCGUCUGCCGCAAGUGAAGCCAACGUGGACCUCGACCUUCCACCCUCUCUCCACGAAACCAUCAGGGCCGUGCAUCAGCUGUCCAGCGGGAAAGCGCUCGGAUCGGACACGAUCCUUGCUGAGAUCAACAAGCACAAUGCCCCCCAACUCAUGGGGCAUCUGACGGCACACCUCCAGGAGAUGUGGCGUCAAGGAGAAAUCCUGCAGGAUUUCAAAGACGCCACAAUCGUGCAUCUCUACAAGCGAAAAGGGAACUGCCAACUCUGCAACAACCACCGAGGCGUCUCCUUGUUGAACAUCGCCAAGAAAAUUUCCGCUCGCAUUCUUCUCAGCCACCUGAACAAUCACCUGGAGCAAGGUCUUCCACCGGAAAGCCAAUGCGGCUUCCGUCGUCAUCGUGGGACCACGGAUAUGAUCUUCGCCGCCCGAGAAGUGCCAGGAGAUGCGGACCCACCUGUACUCUACCUUCGUGGACUUGACGAAAGCCUUCGACACGGUGAAUUGUGA
Messenger RNA from Spirometra erinaceieuropaei, 1663 nucleotides. Lineage: Eukaryota; Metazoa; Platyhelminthes; Cestoda; Diphyllobothriidea; Diphyllobothriidae. The record is from the annotation of a GenBank genome assembly.